AUGGGCGCGUGCCUGGCGCGGACGCUGGACUGCUGUGAUGUGAGUUGCCUCAGGGACCAGGUGGACGCGUUGUUGGGCUAUGUCUCUCCACAGCCCAGCGGUCUGCCUCGCGUGUACAGCGAGUCCGCGCCGGAUCUGCUGAGCUUGGACUCACCCAUGUCUCCAGGCUCGUCAAGGAGUCAGCUGCUGCGUAUGGUGCGGGCGAGGACUUGGAGCACGGAGAACUUCAAGCGGGGCCUCCGCCGCUUUGCGAGCUCCGCCUCGCCCAAGCGGGUGAAAGCAGAUGAGCUGGAUUUCGGGGACAUGGCAACCCAUGACCGCGCCCGCAACAUCAUGCACUUGUGGAAGGUCCGGGGAGCUUGUCGCCCCAUCACGGACUUCUACGACUUCGAUUGCCAUCUGGGGGAGGGCGCCUUCGGCAGCGUCUCCAAGUGGCGCGUCAAGGGCUCGCCCACCUCCGUGGCCGUGAAGCAGAUCCGGUGGCAGGCCAUUUGGCACGGCUUCUUCCGGAACCGCGCGGCCGAGCGCCUGAUCAGGAAGGAGCUGAAGCUGCUGCUGGUGCUGGACAACCCCUUCAUCAUCAAGUUUCGCGAGUGGUUCGAGGACAUGUGCAAAGGCAUCUUCUUCGUCAUGGAAGUCUGCACGGGCCCCUCCUUGCAGGACAUCCUGGAGGAGGUGUGCGGUUUGCCGGAGGAGCAGCGGAAAGCGCGGCUCCAGAAGCUCCGAAGGCACUUCCGGGAAGUCGCCUACGCCAUCAGCUACAUCCACAGCUUCGACCCUCCGGUGGUGCACCGAGACCUGAAGCCGGACAACAUCCUGCUGGCGGACUGCAGCGAGUUUUCCACUGCCCGGGUGAUAGACUUUGGCUUGGCGUGUUUGAAGACCGAGGAGGAGAACAUGGCGGUGGGCACCAUGGUCUUCAUGGCCCCCGAAACCUUCAUCAACGCCAAGGUGGACCUCAGUCAGCAGACGGACAUUUGGGCGCUGGGGGUCAUCCUCACCUGGAUCACCACGGCCAUCGUGCUGGGGUCUCUGCAGCAUCCAUGCCUCGACGUGGAGGAGGGCGAAGAGUUCGGCGUGAAAUGGAUCUCCCUGUACACGGCCUUCAAAGACAAGGCCCCCUGGAACAGGUCGCUGGUGGAGGGCCACCCUGAGGUGGCGCUGAUCCUGGACAAGGUUUUGCGUUAUGAGCCGGAGGAGCGGUGCAAAGCCUCAGACAUCCUGCAGGAGGCCUGGAUCUGUGUGACGGACCCGGCGGUGUCUGCCUGCGCGGAGCUUUUGGAGCGGGGCACUCUGCUCUACAACCUCCGCACCUUUGGGGAGCUGAGCGACCUGGAGAAGAAGAUCGUGUUCCUGGUGGCGGACCAUGCCCCAGACAACCAGCUGGCGCUGCUGCGAAGGACCUUCCGGGCCCUGGACCUGGGCAACGACGGGCAGCUGGACUUGGAGGAGCUCCGGGAAGGCUUCAGGAAGCACGACGUGGACAUCUCGGAGGAGUUAGUUCGUGAGCUGUUCGAUGAAGUUGACAUCGACGACAACAACGUCAUCAGCUACCACGAGUGGCUGGCGGCCACCAUCGGCCCGAAGAUCAUGGAGUCGGAGUCGGCGUUGGCUGCCUGUUUCCGGCGUCUGGACCCGGAGGACAACGGGUACAUCUCCCGGGAGGACCUCAUCAGGGCGGUGGGACAAGGAGCCGACGAGGUUUUGAGGCUGGACGAUGAUAGCUUCUUCCUGGACGAGCCCCGGCUGUCUUUCGAGGACUUCAAGGUUGUGGCUCACAGGAUCGGGGAGAAGCGUGCGAGCACGUCCUACCCGGCUAGGACUUCCCAGUCUGAGGCGACGGGGAAGAAGUGGAACUCCGCGCCAUGA
This is a messenger RNA of Effrenium voratum, 1869 nucleotides long. Lineage: Eukaryota; Dinophyceae; Suessiales; Symbiodiniaceae. The record is from the annotation of a GenBank genome assembly.